AUGAGAAAUUAUUCGAUCUUUCCAGAUUAUGGGGCGAAACGAGACUUAGCAAGAAUGAGUGAGACGGUGAUUCAAAACAAAGCGAAUGUGCCGGACAUCGACUACAUAGAAAAGAAAGAUCCGCUUUUCAUGUCUGACUAUGCGAAAGAGAUCUUCAAGUACUUUAAAGAAGAAGAAAGUAAAACGACGCUUCCUGCGGACUUUUUAAAAGGUCAACAAUUCAUCAAAAGUGCGAUGCGAAGGAAAUUAGUUGAUUGGUUGUCUGAGGUAUCCAGUCUUUUAGGACUUUUAACGGAGACGUAUCACUUGAUUAUAUAUAUCAUAGACAAAUACUUAUCAUUAAAUAAACGAGUUGGGAAGGGGGAGUUCCAGUUAGUUGGAGUAGCCGCGAUCUUAAUAGCGUCGAAAUAUGAGGAGUACUCAUAUGUUGUCAUUUCUGAUUUAAUCACGUUGACUGGCGGAACGUACACUGCUGAAAUGAUUAAAGAAAAGGAGGUCGAUAUCUUAAACACUCUGGACUUCUUAAUCAUUCGACCAACCACUUUGGACUUCUUAAGAAGAUUCUCAAGAGCUUUCGAGAACGACAUCAAGUGCCACUUCCUCGCUAAAUAUAUUCUCGAGUCGGCAACGUUGGACGAGAAAUUGAUGGAAGUCCCCGUGUCAAGAUUAGCGGCGGCUGCAGUCUAUUUGGCAAGAAGAAUGUGCGGGAUUCAACCGUAUUGGAACGAUACAGUGAGCUAUUACUCGGAAUAUAAUCUCCGAGAUAUCAUCCCAACAGCUAUCCAAUUAAACUGUUUGAUGAUGUUCGUAAAGUCACCAGAGUGUUUACAAACAAAAAUCCGCGAGAAGUAUCUCGACAAAAAGUACCAAGAGGUGUCGCUCGUUCCGCCAGUUGUUUUCACUUCUGAGGAGAUUAAUGCGUCCAAUUCAUGA
Entamoeba invadens IP1 is the source of this 933-nucleotide messenger RNA. Its product is annotated as G2/mitotic-specific cyclin-B, putative. Gene Ontology annotation, cellular component: nucleus; cyclin-dependent protein kinase holoenzyme complex; centrosome. Gene Ontology annotation, molecular function: cyclin-dependent protein serine/threonine kinase regulator activity. Lineage: Eukaryota; Evosea; Mastigamoebida; Endamoebidae. The transcript has a single exon. The record is from RefSeq and is a predicted model, not a curated record. The coding region runs from base 1 to 933 and encodes 310 amino acids. Gene Ontology annotation, biological process: mitotic cell cycle phase transition; regulation of cyclin-dependent protein serine/threonine kinase activity.